CAGUCUGUGCGCGCGCGUGCGUGUGUGUAUGUGUGUACGCGCACCUACACAGGCGGAUGACGAACCACACAAACCUGUCUGAAAAUGAUCCGCGCACCGAAACUCCGGAGGAGCCGGUGAGCUGCGGAGCGCGGAGUUUAUAUUAGACCCGCUCCGGGAGGAUGGCGAUGUUUGUGGCCCAUCCGUCGGUCCGUAUCAGGGGUACAGAGCACACGUACAGCCCCGUCCUGUGCCAGGAUGAGAAGUGUGAUGGGUGUGAGAAGGGCGUCCACAUGCACUGUCCGCUGUGUACAGCAGGCGAGGCCUACCAGGAUCUGAUCAUCCUCAGGGCUCACUUCCGCAACAAACAUGUCGACAAGGGCAUCGACUUCGCAGGCUUGAAGGUGUUGCGCUGCUGUAACCACUGUGAGAUUGUGGGCACCAUUAAAGGCGAGAAGAGGUUCAAAGGAGCCCACUGGCACUGCUACCGCUGCAGGAACGGCUUCAACAGGAGGGACGAGGCCAUCAAGCACUACAAGACGCACUUCCGAAACCCACACACCACCUUUCAAAUUCAGGUCACGCAGGAUGUGAACUGCAGGCAGUAUUACAGCAGCAGUACAGAGGCCAAUGUUAAAGCAUACAGUGGGCUGGCUGUGAGUUCAGGGGGAGACGCCACAGCUGCUGUUGGAUCCAUUGUGACACAGCCGGUCCUGACAACCACUUCAGACACUGAGGGAACCACUUUACUCACUGUAGAGCCAAAGGAAGAUGGCGAGAGUAAUGGCAUUCCACUGGGUGCGGAGGAGGAAGUUGGCUCCUCCCAGCAUGCAUCAGAGCGAACCCAGACCCUAGUUCUAAUGGACCCUGAUGGACACACGGGUAGCCUGAUCUAUGAUGAGGCAACAGGAAUCCUUACAGAACAGAGUGGGGAGAGUUUGGAGAAACGUCUGCUGGAGGUCAAUCAACAGAUAGACACUCUACGGCAGGAGAAGGAGAGCAUGGAGAAGAAUCUACGUGCUGAAAUUAAACAGCUCAAAGAACAGGUUGCUAGUCUAGUUCAGGCCAACGUGAAGAUGUUUGAGGAGCUACAGGCGUACCAGUGUCCAGACCACAGCCAGCAGCGAGUAACAAAACUGAUGGAGACCCUUCAGGCCCAGCAUAAAGAGCUGCUUCAGGCUCAGUUGGCCUCUCUGAGGCAAGAGCUUCUCUCUCAGACCACUACCCUGCCCCUCAAUGGCCACACAGAGACGAUAGAACUCAGUGCCACCCCAGAGUCGUCUCACACCCACGUGGAGAUGGAGGUCCAGGGGACUAUAGGAGGCUCACUAACAGGACUGGAGAUCAUAGAGGUGCAGCUGCAGUCAGAACAAGAUGAACUGAGGGGGCAGCUGGUGGAGUUCGGACCCGUGCAGGCCGAAACCUGCAUACCCAGCCUGGACAGCCCCAGAUUGGACACUGCUUUACAGGACACAGCCCUGACCACAACCCAGGACAUGGUGGUUAAACAGGAUAACGUUCUUCCAGUUCCAAGAAAGCGCAGUUCAGAGGAUGACUGUGGAGAAACGAGUGAAAACAAAGUCCCCCGGGUUAGCUGAUGCCAGCAGGUCUUUGAAGAACAUUUCCCUACAUAGAUCUCAUCUGCUCAGAAUCAGACUCUGGCUUUUUCUUUUACCUGUCACAUGUACAGUAUUUCUCUGAUCCUUUAAAUACAUUGUUUAAAAAACAAUUUGAAACACCUUUAUUUUUAAGAGUGUACAUAUUAAAUAGCAUCUUCAAAAAAAACAUUUUCAUGUACUAUGGUUAUUUUUGUGGCCUGAUGCUGAAUUAUAUCAUUUCCUUGAUUUGCAAAAAC
Molecule: messenger RNA, 1834 nt
Organism: Astyanax mexicanus (Mexican tetra)
Lineage: Eukaryota; Metazoa; Chordata; Actinopteri; Characiformes; Acestrorhamphidae
Exons: 8
Coding region: 162-1577 (471 amino acids)
Source: RefSeq, a predicted model, not a curated record